This is a messenger RNA of Quercus robur (English oak), 366 nucleotides long. RefSeq lists its product as uncharacterized. Bases 1 to 366 code for a protein of 121 amino acids. NCBI's taxonomy places the organism in Eukaryota, Viridiplantae, Streptophyta, Magnoliopsida, Fagales, Fagaceae. The transcript is spliced from 3 exons. The record is from RefSeq and is a predicted model, not a curated record.
AUGGAGUUGCUCAGAGUAAAUGCAGAGAUCCUCUUCCAUGCUUCUAAUCAUGAUGAUAUUCCCAUGUUUCAUAAUUUGUCUUUCUUGGGUUUAAUUGGCAUUCUUUGUGAGUGGCAUCUUAUACAACUCUUGCUUCAUCGAACUCCAAACCUACAAAUGCUUGUCUUUAGAUUGGUUUCCUAUGAUGGUGAAAGAUCUGCAAUUGAUGGUUGCUUGAAGAAGCCACGAGAUGUUCCUAAAUGUCUAUCAUCACAGCUUACAACCUGUUAUUUUGAAGGAUUUUCAAGGAGGAAGGUUGAGAUGAAACUUAAAGCUCUUAUUCAAAUUUGGCUUUUUGAGCAAGAAGACUUGAGCAUCAAGGGUUGA